Molecule: messenger RNA, 752 nt
Organism: Telopea speciosissima
Lineage: Eukaryota; Viridiplantae; Streptophyta; Magnoliopsida; Proteales; Proteaceae
Product: protein DMP9-like
Exons: 1
Coding region: 75-728 (217 amino acids)
Biological process (GO): endomembrane system organization
Source: RefSeq, a predicted model, not a curated record
CUUUUCUAGUCCACCACUCCAAUUCCUGUCUCUCUCUGUUUUCUUAACCUUCUUGUCAAUAGAUUGGCCGGAAAAUGGAGGAAGCAAUUGAAGAUGUCGGAAUCAAAAUCUAUAAUGCUACACCCAACGAUGAGGCGACUUCAUAUCCAGUGUCGCCACAGGCAGCGGCGCCACCGGAAAAGGGACGUAAACGCCGUGCAGUGGCGAAGGGAGUGCAGAAGACACUAUCAAAGACAUCAAUGCUUGUGAAUUUCCUUCCUACAGGAACGUUACUGACAUUCGAGAUGCUAUUACCUUCAGUGUCCGGUGACGGAAUUUGCUCUCCUGUGAAGACAACCAUGAUCAAUGUCAUGAUGGGAUUAUGCGCUUUCUCUUGUUUCUUCUUCCACUUCACCGACAGUUUCAGAGGAUCUGACGGUAAGGUAUAUUACGGAUUCGUAACUCCAAAAGGGCUAUCGGUGUUUAAGUCGGAUCUUGGGGUGGAAGUGCCAAAGGACGAGCGCUACAAAGUUGGACUGACUGAUUUCGUGCAUGCCGUAAUGUCGGUGAUGGUUUUUGUUGCCAUAGCGUUCUCAGAUCACCGGGUAACGGAUUGUCUGUUCCCAGGUCAUGUGAAGGAGAUGGACGAGGUGAUGGAGAGUUUCCCAUUAAUGGUGGGUAUCAUAUGCAGUGGCCUCUUUCUCGUCUUCCCCAACUCUCGUUUUGGCAUAGGGUGCAUGGCCGCCUGAGGCUCCCUGGAAUUGUAUUUCACC